This is a messenger RNA of Ambispora gerdemannii, 1098 nucleotides long. Lineage: Eukaryota; Fungi; Glomeromycota; Glomeromycetes; Archaeosporales; Ambisporaceae. The record is from the annotation of a GenBank genome assembly.
AUGGAUGCUAGUAAUGUCUCUUCAAUAUAUGCUGCUACUCAAGGCGUGCCUUUGAUUCUAGCACCACAGUUUUCAUCACUAAAACCGAUUAGUCUUCCGCAUGAUUUUGAUCUGUCUGGUGAUUUACCACCAAUGCCGCAACCAUGUGAUUUUGAAUUAGAAAGAUCCGUGAUCAAUCAACUAGAACGAGAGCGACAAGCGGCCGCAUUAAAGGUUGCAAUACGCUCUGAAAAAAUUCGCAUGCUACAUGAGGAACGUAUUCAAAAACAAAAAGCAGAGGCACGGAAAAUUGCCCCGGGGUUUUUGGAUACAGAUCGUAGAAUCUUAACUCCGGAACCGGUUGCAAAUUCGCAACAUCCUCGUUCUGAUGAGUUACCUAACCAUGUGGUGGAACGUUUGAAAUUAAAAACAGAAGAGGAUAAAUUAUCAGCAACUGUAACAAAAACAAUAAAUCCUUGGGACCUUUCAAACACAAUAGAAGAUGAUAAAAAUGAAACAAAUACUGCUGCACCAUUUAAUGUGAACAACAUUGAAAUACGUCAAAGUCAUCAACAACAAGAAGCACCGCAACCUCUACUUCGCCAAGGAGGUUAUCCUACCACUUCAAUACCAAUGAAUAAUUAUAAUCCACAGAAUACAACAACGACCAAUUCUUCAUUUACAAUAACAACCAAUAAUGAUCCGAGAACGCUAAGCAACCCAUCGAGUCCUAAUUCAUCAUCACAAUUAUAUUCGCCUGCACAGUAUCUAACAACGCCUAUUCAAAUUACACCCACGACAACAAAUACAGGAUCUUUUUCUCGGGGUCGAAGUGCUUCACACUCCUCUGCUUAUACAACCACAACCAUAAUACCUCCAAGUAGACCGCCCAAAGAACUUCCAAGGUCAAGAUCUACUUCUCCCAUUAUUACUAAUACUAAUAGUAAUAGUAAUAGCAGUCUUGCCAAUCCAGAGAAAUUAUUUCAUGAGAAUAACGAGAAUCCGGAAGCUCUUAAGCAGCUUGUAAAUAUGGGAUUCUCGAGGGAACAAGCUAUUGAUGCUUUGAAAAAAUAUGAUAAUGAUUUAGUAAAAGCUACUAAUUAUUUAUUGGAUAAUUGA